Molecule: messenger RNA, 1440 nt
Organism: Octopus sinensis (East Asian common octopus)
Lineage: Eukaryota; Metazoa; Mollusca; Cephalopoda; Octopoda; Octopodidae
Product: lipopolysaccharide-induced tumor necrosis factor-alpha factor homolog
Exons: 8
Coding region: 265-819 (184 amino acids)
Molecular function (GO): zinc ion binding
Source: RefSeq, a predicted model, not a curated record
AUACGUCGAAAUGCAUGACGUCACCUAAUUCAUUCUCCACCGACCUUAAUUGAGUUGGAUUACAGCACUUUCGCCACCGCCUCCGCCGCCUCCCGCCACAGUCGCCGCCCUUUUUAUUGCCGAGUACCUUUAACCAAACAACAAAUAUUUAGUUCCAGCCGCAGCUUUCGCUUUCACAUUAAAUACCUUCGGAACAACAACACACACACCUCAACCGUUUAUAUUCCUCAACACAAAUUCAUUUGAAAGAGAGAAUUAGUCACCAUGAAUGACCCACCUCCUCCAUAUCCCGGUGCACCUGGAGCUUCCUAUCCUCUUCCUGAAAAGAGUGGCAUUCAACCAUCAGCCCCAGGAGCAUACUAUCCAGCCGCUCCUUACCCCACGGCACCUGAUAUGCAACCCCCACCCCCACAACCAAUGAUGCACCCACAAGAAUAUGGACCAGCUCCCCUUGGUGGCCAAGCUUGGAUUCCUCCUCCUCCACCUCCUCCUCAUGCCUGGGCCCCUCCUCCAGGUUAUGGGCCGAUGCCAACAGCUCCGGUGCUCCCACAGACGACCGUUGUCAUCCAGCAACACCCACAGAUUUUGCACUUUGGUGAAUCCUCCGUACAAACUCGUUGCCCCAAGUGUAACGCUGACAUCAUGACAAGUAUCCAUUAUGAAACUGGUAACCUCAGCUGGGUCAUUUGCCUCCUCCUCAGUUUCUUUGCUUGUAUUUGUGGCUGUUGCUUAAUUCCAUUCUGCAUGGAUAGUACCAAAGACAUUGUCCACACAUGUCCAAACUGUUCUCAUUUUAUCGGCCGUUAUUCACGCCUCUGAGAUACCACCAUAUAUAUAUAUAUAUAUAUAUAUUAUAUAUAUAUAUAUAUAUAUAUAUAUAUAUGUAUAUAACCAAAAGGAACAAAAGACAAAACCUGAAAUUAUUUCAAAAACUCAAGUGGUCAGUUAAAACUGACCGAUAGGUUUAAGAUAUCCUGUGACAAAUUACUGGCACUUCUUCUUUCCUCCUCCAGCUCUUCCCAUCCAGUUCUUCUUCUUCUUCAUGCUGUCGUCUCUCCAUAUUCAAUGUCUGCCUUACAUAAUUUAUAUAGACUUUCUGUUUAUUUUUUAUUUGUAACAGCCCCCCCUCUCUCUCUCUCAACAAUAGUUGGUGGGUUGGUAACAGGGAACACUUGCCCUAAAGAUCAUUCCUACAAUUACAAAACUUGACACUAAUCCUUAGCCCUAUUCACCCAGCUGUUCCCUAUGCUGCAGCCUGGGCAACUUAGCGUUACCCUACUCAAACUAAAUUAUAUACAUAAACAUUCACACUCUUUAAUACAGUAAUUAACCUCCAGUAUGGAGAUGAAUAUUUCUUAACUUACUAAUGAAUCAUACAACUAAUGAUUAUGUUAUGCAAAUGAAGGACUCUGAUCCUUUUUCCAGUUACAGUUCACAUGG